Molecule: messenger RNA, 3692 nt
Organism: Pongo pygmaeus (Bornean orangutan)
Lineage: Eukaryota; Metazoa; Chordata; Mammalia; Primates; Hominidae
Gene: GRIA3
Product: glutamate ionotropic receptor AMPA type subunit 3
Exons: 17
Coding region: 538-3369 (943 amino acids)
Biological process (GO): monoatomic ion transport
Cellular component (GO): membrane
Molecular function (GO): signaling receptor activity; ligand-gated monoatomic ion channel activity
Source: RefSeq, a predicted model, not a curated record
GGGGGCGCGGAGAGAGUCUCAGAUUGUCUUGAUAAUUUAUUCUUUCGUUCUCUUUCUUUUGCUUCUCUAUUUUUGUUUUUCAGUGUUUUGCUUGUUUUGUUCUGUUUUAGGAUUUUAUUCUCUCUCUCUCUCUCUUUAUCAUAGGGAGAGAAAUCGCUUUGGCAAACCCAGCUUGCAGCCAAUGAACCCGCCUUCCAGAUUGGUGUGAAGACAGAAGUGAGGUGGGGGGAAGGGAGGGGGUGUGAGAGAUCCUGGGAGCGAGAGGGAGAGAGAGGGAGCAAGAAAGGAAGAGAGAGCGAGCGAGAGAGAGCGAGCGAAUAAGAGAGAGAGUAAGAGAGAGAGAGAAGAAGAGGAAGAAGAGGAGGCGGCGGCAGCGGAGGAGGAGGAGGACUAGUGUGGGGUGGAAAGGAAGAGUGAGCGAGAGCAAGUUAAGGGGAGGGGGUGUAAGAGCCAGCGAAUUCUUUUUCUUUUUCUAUUAUUAUUUUGACGACUCCUGAGUUGCGCCCAUGCUCUUGUCAGCUUCGUUUUAGGCGUAGCAUGGCCAGGCAGAAGAAAAUGGGGCAAAGCGUGCUCCGGGCGGUCUUCUUUUUAGUCCUGGGGCUUUUGGGUCAUUCUCACGGAGGAUUCCCCAACACCAUCAGCAUAGGUGGACUUUUCAUGAGAAACACAGUGCAGGAGCACAGCGCUUUCCGCUUUGCCGUGCAGUUAUACAACACCAACCAGAACACCACCGAGAAGCCCUUCCAUUUGAAUUACCACGUAGAUCACUUGGAUUCCUCCAAUAGUUUUUCUGUGACAAAUGCUUGUCCUGCUGAAAGGGACUACCUGCCUUGGCCAGGAAGCAUCAGGGAAAACAACUGGACAGCUCUGCCAUGCUGCAAAGAUCAUGGGCUGCUGCACCUAAAAUGUUCACCAGGUGGGGCCCGCCAAAAUUGGGCCUCUUGUGUCUGGGUCUGCUCCCAGUUCUCGAGAGGGGUGUAUGCCAUCUUUGGAUUCUAUGACCAGAUGUCAAUGAACACCCUGACCUCCUUCUGUGGGGCCCUGCACACAUCCUUUGUUACGCCUAGCUUCCCCACUGACGCAGAUGUGCAGUUUGUCAUCCAGAUGCGCCCAGCCUUGAAGGGCGCUAUUCUGAGUCUUCUGGGUCAUUACAAGUGGGAGAAGUUUGUGUACCUCUAUGACACAGAACGAGGAUUUUCCAUCCUCCAAGCGAUUAUGGAAGCAGCAGUGCAAAACAACUGGCAAGUGACAGCAAGGUCUGUGGGAAACAUAAAGGACGUCCAAGAAUUCAGGCGCAUCAUUGAAGAAAUGGACAGGAGGCAGGAAAAGCGAUACUUGAUUGACUGCGAAGUCGAAAGGAUUAACACAAUUUUGGAACAGGUUGUGAUCCUGGGGAAACACUCAAGAGGUUAUCACUACAUGCUCGCUAACCUGGGUUUUACUGAUAUUUUACUGGAAAGAGUCAUGCAUGGGGGAGCCAACAUUACAGGUUUCCAGAUUGUCAACAAUGAAAACCCUAUGGUUCAGCAGUUCAUACAGCGCUGGGUGAGGCUGGAUGAAAGGGAAUUCCCUGAAGCCAAGAAUGCACCACUAAAGUAUACAUCUGCAUUGACACACGACGCAAUACUGGUCAUAGCAGAAGCUUUCCGCUACCUGAGGAGGCAGCGAGUGGAUGUGUCCCGGAGAGGAAGUGCUGGAGACUGCUUAGCAAAUCCUGCUGUGCCCUGGAGUCAAGGAAUUGAUAUUGAGAGAGCUCUGAAAAUGGUGCAAGUACAAGGAAUGACUGGAAACAUCCAAUUUGACACUUACGGACGUAGGACAAAUUAUACCAUCGAUGUGUAUGAAAUGAAAGUCAGUGGCUCUCGAAAAGCUGGCUACUGGAAUGAGUAUGAAAGGUUUGUGCCUUUCUCAGAUCAGCAAAUCAGCAAUGACAGUGCAUCCUCAGAGAAUCGGACCAUAGUAGUGACUACCAUUCUGGAAUCACCAUAUGUAAUGUACAAGAAGAACCAUGAGCAACUGGAAGGAAAUGAACGAUAUGAAGGCUAUUGUGUAGACCUAGCCUAUGAAAUAGCCAAACAUGUAAGGAUCAAAUACAAAUUGUCCAUCGUUGGUGACGGGAAAUAUGGUGCAAGGGAUCCGGAGACUAAAAUAUGGAACGGCAUGGUUGGGGAACUUGUCUAUGGGAGAGCUGAUAUAGCUGUUGCUCCACUCACUAUAACAUUGGUCCGUGAAGAAGUCAUAGAUUUUUCAAAGCCAUUCAUGAGCCUGGGCAUCUCCAUCAUGAUAAAGAAGCCUCAGAAAUCAAAACCAGGCGUAUUCUCAUUUCUGGAUCCACUGGCUUAUGAAAUCUGGAUGUGCAUUGUCUUUGCUUACAUUGGAGUCAGCGUAGUUCUUUUCCUAGUCAGCAGAUUCAGUCCUUAUGAAUGGCACUUGGAAGACAACAAUGAAGAACCUCGUGACCCACAAAGUCCUCCUGAUCCUCCAAAUGAAUUUGGAAUAUUUAACAGUCUUUGGUUUUCUUUGGGUGCCUUUAUGCAGCAAGGAUGUGAUAUUUCUCCAAGAUCACUCUCCGGGCGCAUUGUUGGAGGGGUUUGGUGGUUCUUCACCCUGAUCAUAAUUUCUUCCUAUACUGCCAAUCUUGCUGCUUUCCUGACUGUGGAGAGGAUGGUUUCUCCCAUAGAGAGUGCUGAAGACUUAGCUAAACAGACUGAAAUUGCAUAUGGGACCCUGGACUCCGGUUCAACAAAAGAAUUUUUCAGAAGAUCCAAAAUUGCUGUGUACGAGAAAAUGUGGUCUUACAUGAAAUCAGCAGAGCCAUCUGUGUUUACCAAAACAACAGCAGACGGAGUGGCCCGAGUGCGAAAGUCCAAGGGAAAGUUCGCCUUCCUGCUGGAGUCAACCAUGAAUGAGUACAUUGAGCAGAGAAAACCAUGUGAUACGAUGAAAGUUGGUGGAAAUCUGGAUUCCAAAGGCUAUGGUGUGGCAACCCCUAAAGGCUCAGCAUUAAGAAAUGCUGUUAACCUGGCAGUAUUAAAACUGAAUGAGCAAGGCCUCUUGGACAAAUUGAAAAACAAAUGGUGGUACGACAAAGGAGAGUGCGGCAGCGGGGGCGGUGACUCCAAGGACAAGACCAGCGCUCUGAGCCUGAGCAAUGUGGCAGGCGUUUUCUAUAUACUUGUCGGAGGUCUGGGGCUGGCCAUGAUGGUGGCUUUGAUAGAAUUCUGUUACAAAUCACGGGCAGAGUCCAAACGCAUGAAACUCACAAAGAACACCCAAAACUUUAAGCCUGCUCCUGCCACAAACACGCAGAAUUAUGCUACAUACAGAGAAGGCUACAACGUGUAUGGAACAGAGAGUGUUAAGAUCUAGGGAUCCCUUCCUACUGGAGGCAUGUGAUGAGAGGAAAUCACUGAAAACGUGGCUGCUUCAAGGAUCCUGAGCCAGAUUUCACUCUCCUUGGUGUCGGGCAUGACACGAAUAUUGCUGAUGGUGCAAUGACCUUUCAAUAGGAAAAACUGAUUUUUUUUUCCUUCAGUGCCUUAUGGAACACUCUGAGACUCGCGACAAUGCAAACCAUCAUUGAAAUCUUUUUGCUUUGCUUGAAAAAAAAUAAUUAAAAUAAAAACCAACAAAAAUGGACAUGCAAGAUUCCAGUAUGGGAAAAAAAAUCUUAUUAAGUCAAUUCAACAAAA